AUGAGUACGAACAUAGAGGCUGAGGUAUUACAAGCGCUUAAGACACUGCAGAAACACAACUUUCGAGAGUCCGAAGCGGCGUUAAAAAAAGAGGCUGGUUUGACGGACAGUGGCGUUGCGGACGAGUUUUUGGAGUUUAAGGCGGAUUCCCCUGAUGACCCACAGUCUUUCGCUUCUGCAUAUGAACAAGUUUUGAAAUUUAUUGAUGGAUGUACUUACCAACACAGGCUCGAACUAUCGGGUCUUCUUUAUCCCAUAUUUGUCCAACUGUACAUGCGUCUUGUAAGUGGGAACUAUUCUUCUGAAGCUGCUGACUUAAUGGCGAAGUAUAGACGAUUCCAGGAAGAUUUUUAUCAGGAAGACAUUCAGGCUCUUGCUAGCAUUACCGAACCGAAUCAUCUCUUCACAAACCCAAUAGUUGAGACAUUUCGUGGUUCGGACUUUUCCAUCAGCAUUGCUUCGUUAUCAUUCGCUUUGUUUCGUCGUUUUGUUCGUGAAAAGGGACUUGCUGUGAUUCAAAGUAUUAUCAAGGAUCAGCUACACAUUGAGGUUGUUGAUGGACCUCCACGAUCGAAAAUACAACUAUGCUGUCGUCGUGGAGCCAUUUUUGGGGAAUCACGACGCGAUGCUAACUCGGAGGUUAUUUUGUAUGGCCUUUUGAGGGAUCCUAAUGUUGAAUUGGAUCCAUCUGAAGUGAGCGAUCCAAUCACUGGCAGUCAAGAUGCUGAUUCCGAAUUGACUCCAUCUAAGAAGAAAAAGAGGAAGGAUAACAAUUCAUUCGGUCAUAAGCCUUCGAAGUACGAUGAUUCAAAGACGCACCCAAAAUCACCGGCGCUAGACAGAAUUCCCAUUCCUAGGGUAUCUGAUACGUACUUGGAUCAGCGCAGAACACUCCGUCAAGAAACGGCACAGAUAUUGAGGAGCCUUUUACAGAGGGAUGCCAACCCGCGCCCCUCAGCACUCCUCUACACGGUGUGCAAUGCACAGCCGGGCGAGUCGGCGCUGGCCAUUCGGCGGGGUGGUGUACCUUGCAUGACCUUUUCGGAGGACCUCGGCAUGCUAGCCGCGGGAUUGGGCUCUGGUCGUAUUCGCGUCUGGGCUCUCGGUGCCGAGUCUCUGCGUCAGAUGCUCCCACCUGACAAACUCGAAGCUCUCGAUAUGAAUGAUGCCAGAAUUAAGAGCAAGAUGCUCCACGAUGGGAACGGGUCAGUGGCUGACGCCUUUGCCAUGGUUGCUGUUGCCAAAAUGAAGCAUCUCACAUGUCACAUCUUUCAUGCCCACAGUGAAGCUCAGCCAUCCCGUGAUCUGAUUGGCCAUCAAUUGACUGUACACGGAGUGGCUUUUUCGCCCGACGGUCAACUGAUUGCCUCCACGAGUGCGGAUGGGUCGCUACGUCUCUGGUCUACCACUAUUUGGGGAGGUGCACUCUCUGUAUGGCGUGAUCACGUCUUACCCAUCUGGUGUGUGGAUUGGGCUCCAGCUUAUGGGCACUAUAUAGCUACAGGCAGCUCCGAUCGGACUGCACGACUUUACGCAUGUGAUCACGCACCUCAACCGUUGCGCAUUUUCACCGGUCACAAGGCCGAUGUGACUGCGGUUGCUUUCCAUCCAAACAUCAACUAUUUGGCCACUGGGAGUGCGGACAGGGCUGUCCGACUCUUUGAUGUCCGCUCCGGAAAGGGUGGCUCCGUCCAGUGCUUGGCCUUCUCGCCUUGCGGUCGAUACCUUGCCUCAGGUGGCUGGUGUGGAGCCACGUGCCUGUGGGACUUAGGGAGCGGAGCGCAGAUUGGUCAGCUUGGGGGAUACAGCUCUGCAGGUGGCUGUCCAAAAAAUGCCACCACUGUAGCUGCUGGCUCUGAUGACGAGAUUACGACUGACCAGCUGCUCACGGCGCCGGUGGUAAGCCUGGCCUUCUGCCCUGAUGGUGGCCGUUUAGCCACGGGAGGCCUAGAGGGGGCCCUGCGGGUGUGGAACGUCGGCAUGAGUAGGAUGGCGCGGGGAGCAGUGGAGGGCGACGGUGCCGCUUCCCUCCUCAGUGUGCACAGCGCCUCGCGAGAGGACUCACGUGCUGUUGGAGGUGCCGUGGGACGGGUGGAGGAGUCCGAUCCCUACUAUGGUGUGGUGGGGGGCUACGAAGUCUCUCGCGGCUGCCUUCAAGACGCCUUCUUCACGCGCAAGACCGCCAUUUUGGCUGUGCGGAGGCUUCUGCAUAGGAAGGGUCGUCAGUAA
Messenger RNA from Echinococcus granulosus, 2229 nucleotides. RefSeq names its product Transcription initiation factor TFIID subunit 5. The record is from RefSeq and is a predicted model, not a curated record. Gene Ontology annotation, molecular function: protein binding; RNA polymerase II general transcription initiation factor activity. Gene Ontology annotation, cellular component: transcription factor TFIID complex. The coding region runs from base 1 to 2229 and encodes 742 amino acids. Lineage: Eukaryota; Metazoa; Platyhelminthes; Cestoda; Cyclophyllidea; Taeniidae. Gene Ontology annotation, biological process: transcription initiation at RNA polymerase II promoter. The transcript has 12 exons.